AUGAAAAUAACGAAUAAAAAAGUGAAAUUAAAGGAAUUUGUACUGUCUGAUCGGAGAUUGCUAUAUAAUUCAAAGAAAGAGGGUUUGAUUCCACUCAGUGAUAUUGUCUACAUCGACUCAAAUGGAUCACACCUAUCAAUCUACUUUAAUAGCUCAAAGACAAAUAAAUUUAAAAAGUUAGAUUUGUUUGAUUUACAAGGGGGGAAUCAAUCAUUUAUAAAGCAUCUCAUUCUCCUUCACAGCGAGUUUACCGGUGAUAAACACUCUAGCAGCAGCACCAGCACUCAUAAUACAUCUUACCUGCCAAUAUCCACUCCAAAUGACUUCAAGGAGUUUGUAAAACACACUCAGCAAGAUUUCGUAUGCAAUUCCACCCCUUCACAACUCAAUACACUCCAAUUCAAUCGAUACCUUCAAUCCAAUGAGAAUUCAUUGCAAAAACCACAAAAUACCACAGAAAAUGAACCACUCUAUAAUUAUUACAUUAGCGCUUCCCAUAACACAUACCUCUUUGGUAAUCAACUUGCUGGCUCUUCCACCACUAUCGGCUACAUACGCUCACUCUUACUGGGCUGUAGAAGUGUAGAAAUUGACGUUUGGAAUGGUGACGAUGGUUGGCCUAUUGUCUACCACGGCCAUACUCUCACCCAACCCAUCCCCCUAAUCGACAUACUCACCACAAUCAACACUUUCGCCUUUAUUUCUUCUAAUCUGCCUUUGAUUUUAUCUGUGGAGAACCACUGUGAUCUAGCACAGCAAGAUAGAAUGGCUGGGUUGUUUGUGGAUAUUCUCGGUGACUUGCUAAUCACUCAGAGGCUACAACACGAUAGAGACAUUCUACCGUCUCCACACCAACUACGCUACAAGAUUCUAUUCAAGACUAAAAACCUGCACAUAACCAGUGCAAGUGGGAGUAGUGCGGCAAGUAAGGUGGAUGGCUUUGACGUUGCACUUAACUCAAACUCAUCCGAUUACUCCCACUCUCACUCCCACUCAUCAAGCUCUGACAUUGAAAAGAGCAAGUUGAGCAACUUUAUACAGAAAGUCACACGACGAAGAAGCACUGCAUCUUCAUCUGACAGAUCUUCAACUGCAUCCACCUCGCCCACACUUGUCGACUCAUUUGGGAAUCUCAACUCGACGACGAGCACGAAUAACACGGAUAACGCAGUUAACACAAAUAACACUAAAAUGUCACAGAAAUUACUCGAUCUGCUAAUCUACACAGUGGGUGUAAAGUUUCGAGGCUUCAACAAGAAAGAGCAUUACGAAAUAGAGCAUAUGUUCAGUUUGUCUGACAGAUCAGCGCGGAAGCUGAUAAACGCGAGUAGUGGGGAGUUUAUGAAGCACAACCGCAAUCAUCUCACAAGGAUAUACCCACACGGAGCAAGAGUGAAGAGUACUAAUUUUGAUGUAUUAGAUUAUUGGGCGGUAGGAUCGCAACUGUUAGCGCUCAAUUACCAGACGGUGGACUUGGCCAUGUGGUUGAAUUUCGCCUUGUUCAAUGAUACAGGCGGGUAUGUGUUGAAACCAUCACCUUUGCGCAACAAGGAGGAGAAGAGGAUGGUGGAAUUGAAGGGGCUGGUGCGUCUUUCCAUUAAGGUGAUAUGCGCGCAGCAAGUGUCGAAGAAUGUGAAUAAAGUGGCGGUAGAGGUGCACACACCGCGUUCCUUCAAUAAUGACACUUGUCUUAAACGCUUCACCAGCACGGCAAAUUUGCAAUCGCAUGGGCAGGUGGAAGGAAACCCUACAUGGAAUGAAACACUCAGUUUCGACGUUAAUGUUAGAGGGAACAUGAUAGACCUUGUCGUCGUCAAGUUUGAUGUGCUUAGCAGUCAGCAUGAGGAGGCUGUGGCUAGCUACGCCAUUACACUCGCACAGAUGCAAUUAGAAAUGUACCGUUGUUUGAUCAGCAACUCAACAAAAUAA
Wallemia ichthyophaga EXF-994 is the source of this 1929-nucleotide messenger RNA. Its product is annotated as 1-phosphatidylinositol 4,5-bisphosphate phosphodiesterase delta-4. Gene Ontology annotation, biological process: phosphatidylinositol-mediated signaling; lipid metabolic process. The record is from RefSeq and is a predicted model, not a curated record. The transcript has 2 exons. The coding region runs from base 1 to 1929 and encodes 642 amino acids. NCBI's taxonomy places the organism in Eukaryota, Fungi, Basidiomycota, Wallemiomycetes, Wallemiales, Wallemiaceae. Gene Ontology annotation, molecular function: phosphatidylinositol-4,5-bisphosphate phospholipase C activity.